AUGACUAUAGUUAUUAUAGUCCUGCUUAUCUUGAUGCAGACUUCUGUUCUGGAUUCAAGUCAUCACGGACAUAGUCAUGAUAUCGAGGCACCACACAUCAAAUACACUCGUGAAGCUAAUGAAAAACAUGACAGUCAUGAACAUUCCCAUCAUCAUGAUCAUCAUGAUCAUCAUCAUCACCAUGAUCAUCAUCAUCAUGAGCAUUCGGAAAGCCAUCGCCAUACGCAUGAUCAACAUUAUUUUCAUCAGAAGGAAGAUCAUUCACAUCACUUCGGGGAGAUUGGUCAUCGUCAUCAACAGCGCAUUAAAGCAAAUCAGAAAAAUUAUAAGCCGUACGAUCCAAAUGGGAUUCUAUCCUUCCUGAAUGAUUUCCAAACACGUCUUUGGGUGUAUAGCAUUGGUUCAACACUGCUAAUCAGCUUUAUGCCAUUUGUUUUACUGUCGCUAAUACCUUUACAGGCAAACACUGCAGAAAGUGAACCAACGCUAAAAAUCCUUUUGAGUUUUGGUUCUGGUGGUUUAUUGGGUGAUGCAUUUCUUCACCUGAUUCCACAUUCACAACAUUCCGGACAUCUACAAGUUUCCGGGCAUUCACAUGGGCCACAUGACAUGAGUGUUGGAAGUUAUGUGCUAGCUGGAAUAUUAACAUUUCUGACAGUGGAGAAGCUUGUACGCAUUCUACGAAGUAAAAAGAUGAUUCAUUCUCAUUCACAUAAUGGCUUAUCGGAUGAUAAAAAGAUUACAAAGCGAAGUAAAGGUGCCGAAUCUAGUAAAGAAAAGAAAUCGGAUGUUUCAUCAACGGAAGAAAGUUUGCAUAAUAGUUCCGAUGAAGAGCACAAGCAUUUAACGGCAAAAACAAACGAUGAAACAGGAUUUAAAGUGGCAGCAUAUUUAAAUAUGGCUGCAGAUUUUUCUCAUAAUUUUACUGAUGGUUUAGCAAUUGGUGCAUCAUUUCUCGCAGGUACCGCAGUUGGUGUUGUAACGAUGAUUACUGUGCUCGUACACGAGAUACCGCACGAGAUCGGAGAUUUUGCUAUCCUUGUACAAUCUGGUUUCACCAAGAAAAGGGCUAUGUUUAUUCAACUUCUAACAGCCUUGGGUGCUCUUGCUGGUUGCUCCUUAGCGUUAUGUUCAGCAAAUACUGACGAAUUAUCUAAUACAGCUUCUUCAAGUUGGAUAUUACCUUUCACUGCCGGUGGAUUUAUCUAUAUUGCCACUGUAACAGUCAUUCCGAAACUUCUUGAAAAUACUUCCACUUGGCAAAGCAUCAAAGAAGUAGUGGCCUUGUUAAUGGGAAUAAUACUGAUGUUUAUCAUUGCUAUUUAUGAAUGA
Messenger RNA from Cercopithifilaria johnstoni, 1332 nucleotides. Lineage: Eukaryota; Metazoa; Nematoda; Chromadorea; Rhabditida; Onchocercidae. The record is from the annotation of a GenBank genome assembly.